AUGGGAGAUUCAUACUCAACAGGGGAAGUGAACAAUCAAGCGCCCAAGCCCGAUGGUGUCAACACUGUGUGUCUGAGCCGAGAAAAUAUCGAGAAGCUGGAGGUCCGAGGUUACAAUGACCCAACUCGUGGCCAAAUCACCUGGAAGACUGUUUUUUCAUCGGAUCGCAUGCCCACUGAUUGGCUCACAACUGGUAUUGCUACUUCUGGUGGACACCUUGGUCCGCAUAGACACUGGCAGGCAGAAACGUACUACAUUAUCAGCGGCGAGGGGAUCGUCAACGUGGACAUGAUCGAGCACAAAGUGAAGGCCGGAAGCCAUGUAUUCAUCCCUGGCAAUGCCGAGCAUAGUGUACGCAAUGAGAGUCUGGUUCAGGAUCUGGUAUGGUAUUACUGCUUUGCAACGGACAACUUCGCCAAUGUCAAGUACCACUUUUCGAACGAUGCGAGCAUUGCUUGA
Messenger RNA from Recurvomyces mirabilis, 459 nucleotides. RefSeq lists its product as uncharacterized. The coding region runs from base 1 to 459 and encodes 152 amino acids. The transcript is spliced from 2 exons. The record is from RefSeq and is a predicted model, not a curated record. Lineage: Eukaryota; Fungi; Ascomycota; Dothideomycetes; Mycosphaerellales; Teratosphaeriaceae.